Molecule: messenger RNA, 855 nt
Organism: Staurois parvus
Lineage: Eukaryota; Metazoa; Chordata; Amphibia; Anura; Ranidae
Source: the annotation of a GenBank genome assembly
AUGGGGGACACCGACCUAGACUACAGCAUCCUCUUCCCGGAGCCCGGCCUGUCAGAUUCUCGGUGGGACCAGCAGAGGGAGCCGGUGGUGAUUCUUCUCGGCUGGGCAGGCUGCAAGGAGAAGCAUCUGGCUAAAUACAGCCACUUCUACCGCCAGCAGGGCUGCAUCGUCAUUAGUCACACGGCAGCAUGGAGGACGGUGUUCUUCGCGGAGUCGUUCGGCCUGCGUCACCUGCGGGAGGAAGCGAAGAAGCUGCUCGAUCUUCUCUUCGAUUAUGAGGUGGAGGUGAACCCCGUCUUGUUUCACGUCUUCAGCAAUGGCGGCUUCAUGCUGUACCGCUACAUCACCGAGCUGCUGCACUCCGACGCCAAGAUGAGGGCGCUGCAGGUGGUCGGAGCCGCCUUCGACAGCGCGCCAGGGAACCGCAACGUCUACGGCUCAGUGCAGGCGCUCAACACCAUCCUCAGACCCCGCAUCGGCCGGCCCCUGCGGUACCUGGUCCUGGCCGCGUUCGCCAUCAUGGUGUUCGUCCUCCGCAUCGUCCUUUAUCCGAUGACCCGCUUCCUGCACGAGAACCACUACGACGCCAUGAAGAGAGACCCCUCCCUCUGGCCGCAGCUCUACCUCUACUCCCGUGCCGACCGCAUCAUCUCCUACCGAGACGUGGAGACCGUGGUGACCGCCCGCCGCCAGCGCCGCCUGCCCACCGACAGCGUGGACUUCCAGAAGUCGGAACACGUCAGCCAUUACCGCCGCUAUCCCGAGAGGUACUCCAGCGCCUGCGUCACCUUCCUGACGGACUGCAUCAACAGGGCGGCCAAGUCUUCCUUCCUGAGUGACCACCCCAUGUUUUAG